ACGUCAUGUUCGCCGGGCCGGCGAAAGAAGAGGGCGCCAUGAUUGGUUGGCGCUGGGGCGGUGGAGGGGCCUGGCGAGUGUGGGUUUCAAGCUGGUGCUGGACUUUCCCCUUCCAUGUUUCGAGACAGUGGGGCGCUGCGCAGGGCGGGGAGUCGGCUUUAAGGAAACCUGGAUUUGGUUCUAAGGGCUGUACGGUUUAGAAGGGGUGACCGGAAGUGGCAUUGGGACUGACCGGAAGCGAGGCCUGGAGGGGAAAGGGAGAGCGGGUCCCGAGAGGGAGGGGGCUUCCAGCAGAAGGGGGCGGGGGAAAAGGUGCGAAAGCGGUGUGGGAGCCCCAGCCUGACUGCCAGUCGCUGCGGUUGGCCUGUCUGGAAACCAGUGAGCGACCACCGCGAGCUGAAAGAGGGGCAGCCCAAGGAGUGGGAGUGCGGGAGUCGAGGGCUGCCUCUGGGCAGUCUGGAAUAGUUGAGCAAAAGGGGCCUCGCGCUCCAGAGAGCUGGGCGGGAGGGUUUUUCGGAAGCGGGGGCAGAUAAGAGCGAGGAGCUAAGGGUACGGUAUAUUAGUUGUGCGAGUAGUGCCUCUUGGGCUUUGGGGUGGCUGGUGGGCACUGCUUGGGAGAUCUUGGUUUGGAGUUUUCUACAGUCUUCCCUUGUUGGGUAGAAUCACGCUCCUCGCCUUUGUACAAGCAACGGUGUCUCCUGGGGCAAGGAAGGAGCCAGGAUGGCCUGGGCUCUGAAGCUGCCUCUCGCGGAUGAAGUGAUUGAAUCCGGGCUGGUGCAGGACUUUGAUGCUAGUCUGUCCGGGAUCGGCCAGGAACUGGGUGCUGGUGCCUAUAGCAUGAGUGAUGUCCUUGCAUUGCCCAUUUUUAAACAAGAAGAGUCCAGUUUGCCUCCUGAUAACGAGAAUAAAAUCCUACCUUUUCAAUAUGUGCUUUGUGCUGCCACCUCUCCAGCAGUGAAGCUCCAUGAUGAAACACUGACAUAUCUCAAUCAAGGACAGUCUUAUGAAAUUCGAAUGCUAGACAAUAGGAAACUUGGAGAACUUCCAGAAAUUAAUGGCAAGUUGGUGAAGAGUAUAUUCCGUGUAGUGUUCCAUGACAGACGGCUACAAUACACUGAACAUCAGCAGCUAGAGGGCUGGAGGUGGAACCGACCUGGAGAUAGAAUUCUUGACAUAGAUAUCCCAAUGUCUGUGGGUAUAAUCGAUCCUAGGGCUAACCCAACUCAGCUAAAUACAGUGGAGUUCCUAUGGGACCCUGCAAAGAGGACAUCUGUGUUUAUUCAGGUGCAUUGUAUCAGCACAGAGUUCACUAUGAGGAAACAUGGUGGAGAAAAGGGAGUGCCAUUCCGAGUACAAAUUGACACCUUCAAGGAGAACGAGAAUGGGGAAUAUACUGAGCACUUACACUCAGCCAGCUGCCAGAUCAAAGUCUUCAAGCCCAAAGGUGCAGACAGAAAGCAAAAAACAGAUAGGGAGAAAAUGGAGAAACGAACACCUCACGAAAAGGAGAAAUAUCAACCUUCCUAUGAGACAACUAUACUCACAGAGUGUUCACCAUGGCCUGAGAUCACGUACGUCAAUAAUUCCCCAUCACCUGGCUUCAACAGUUCCCAUAGCAGUUUUUCUCUAGGGGAAGGAAAUGGUUCACCAAACCACCAGCCAGAGCCUCCCCCUCCAGUCACAGACAACCUCUUGCCAACAAGCACACCUCAGGAAGCUCAGCAGUGGUUGCAUCGAAACCGUUUUUCUACAUUCACAAGACUUUUUACAAAUUUCUCAGGGGCAGAUUUAUUGAAACUAACUAGAGAUGAUGUGAUCCAAAUCUGUGGCCCUGCAGAUGGAAUCAGACUUUUUAAUGCAUUAAAAGGCCGCAUGGUACGUCCAAGAUUGACCAUUUAUGUUUGUCAGGAAUCCUUGCAGUUGAGGGAGCAGCAGCAACAGCAGCAGAAGCAUGAGGAUGGAGACUCAAAUGGUACUUUCUUCGUGUACCAUGCCAUCUAUCUAGAAGAACUGACAGCUGUUGAACUGACAGAAAAAAUUGCUCAGCUGUUCAGCAUUUCCCCUCAGCAGAUCAGCCAGAUCUACAAACAGGGGCCAACAGGAAUCCAUGUUCUCAUCAGUGAUGAGAUGAUACAAAACUUUCAGGAAGAAGCUUGUUUUAUUCUGGACACAAUGAAAGCGGAAACCAACGAUAGCUAUCAUAUCAUACUGAAGUAGAACUGAGGCAUUCCACAUUCAGUGUCUGAUGCUUCCUUCACCUCUUGGAAACUCCCCUCUUGCAGAGGGACAUGAGUGGAGGUUUGAAGGUCUGCAGGAACCUGACCUAUCUGACUGUAUGUGGAGGAGUCUGGGCCAUGGAGGCAGAAUCCCAGCCCUCUGUGUUGGUCCAAGCUCUUGUGGCACAUACAGAUCACUGCUCAACAUGCAGUUCUGCAGCUACUUCUUAGUUACAAUUUAUGGACCCUGUUGUUAUUGAAUAUCAAUAGAAACUCCACAUUUAGAGUAUAUGUAUGGCAUAAUGAUGGUGGAAAUUGUGUGAUGUGUUAUGGAGAGAUGUUAAAUUUGUGAUAUGAGCCAUGUAAUCUUUUUCUAAUGUAAAGAUGAACAUCUAUAUUC
This is a messenger RNA of Trichechus manatus latirostris (Florida manatee), 2616 nucleotides long. It is a transcript of the gene TFCP2, whose product is annotated as transcription factor CP2. Gene Ontology annotation, cellular component: nucleus. The coding region runs from base 721 to 2217 and encodes 498 amino acids. Gene Ontology annotation, biological process: positive regulation of transcription by RNA polymerase II. Gene Ontology annotation, molecular function: DNA-binding transcription activator activity, RNA polymerase II-specific; RNA polymerase II cis-regulatory region sequence-specific DNA binding. NCBI's taxonomy places the organism in Eukaryota, Metazoa, Chordata, Mammalia, Sirenia, Trichechidae. The record is from RefSeq and is a predicted model, not a curated record. The transcript has 15 exons.